AUGAACUUGUGCCCAAUCUGCUCAAAUCAGAGGAAUCAUCUUCUUCAUCGUUGUCGACUACUCUAUCUUUUGGAUCGAAAAAAAAAAAAUCAAAAAUCGUCCCUCGUGAUAAAACAUCGACGCGAAAAGGGACCGUCCCAGCAGGGGUAGAGUUAGCUAGUUGACAUUCAAAGUCUGAACAGACUAUAGCCAACAACACUUGGCUAGAAUUUAAAUCAACUUAAGGAGCGACGACGCACUUCUCGCCGCCGCCCCGAAUAUCGCGGACGCAGCCCACGAGAGCAGGACAGCUGAGGUCUUCUGA
Molecule: messenger RNA, 304 nt
Organism: Caenorhabditis auriculariae
Lineage: Eukaryota; Metazoa; Nematoda; Chromadorea; Rhabditida; Rhabditidae
Source: the annotation of a GenBank genome assembly